UCGCCCCACCACCCUCCCUUCCUCAUAUUAAAGCCUUCCUCAAUCUCUUCUCCUUCCCACCGCUAACCCCUCUUGCUUACCUUCCGACCUCCACAGCAAAUGUCUCUUCUCGUCGCCACCUCACCCAAGGACUGCUCCAAGAAAGGAUUCCACCUCAACAAGAAGCUCCUCUACGGCUUCUCCGCCCUCCUCGUCUCCAUCCUCUCCCUCGUCUUCCUCGUCUGGCUCAUCCUCCACCCCACCAAGCCGGAAUUCUACCUCAAGGACACGGCCGUCUACGAGCUGAGCCUCGCGUCGCCGCCUCGCCUCCUCAACUCCACCAUCCAAACCACCAUCAUUUCCAAGAACCCCAACGCGCGCGUCGGAAUCUACUACGACCAGCUACACACUUACGCCGCCUACAAAGGGCAGCAGAUCACCGCCGACUCCGCGCUGCCGCCGUUCUACCAGGGCCACCAGGACAUCAACAUCUUGUCUUCCUCGCUUAACGGGAUCAGCAUGCCCGUCGCACCGUCGUUCGGGUACGAGGUCAGCCGUGACCAGACUGCCGGGAAGCUGUACCUCGAGCUGAAGCUCGACGGGAAGCUCCGGUGGAAGGUGGGCAGCUGGGUGUCCGGGAGUUACAGGAUCGAUGUGGAUUGCGUUGCUGUGAUAGUGCUGAGACCCGGGGGCGAUCCAGGACCGAUGAGUUUGGUGCAGGGGACUCGGUGUUCUACCACCGUUUGAUGGCCAGUAGUCCUUACGGUCUUUCUUGUUGUUGCUGUUUGGGAAGUGGAGAUGACAUGGGGAGAGUUAAAACCUGGCUUGCUUUCUGUGGGGAGGAGGAUGAUGGGGUUGUGAGUAGAUAAAAGAGGGAAAGCCAAGUGGGAUGUCGUGAGUCGAAGCAUGCAGCUAAUGGCAGCAGCACUUGCUUGGUUAUCUGCCUUCUUCUGUUCAUUCAUUUCGGUUUCUUCUCUUUCACUUGUUUGCUGCUGUAAGGUUAGUAGUGGGGGACAGCGAAGAUAAAAGCUUGGGCAUGGUGGGCAAAGGGAGUCAUCUACAAUUCAUCUGUUUCGGAUACCAUUACAAGAAGGAGAUCGAUCGGAUAACUAUAACUAUAGAUAUUAUCUAUGGUGAAACCUUUUAGAAGUAGUAGUAGCUUUAGAUAUUAUCUUUGGUGAAACCUUUUAGAAGAACACACCUGAGAGUAAAGCUGAUGAUGACAAUGAUUGGGGGCUGCAAACUUUGAAGUCUGUAGCAGAAUUAUUGCUCCAAUUUUUGGUUGGUUGGUUUCAAGUGGGCAUCGCAAUCGAGUUGUCUUUCAUUUCAGUUCAUUGGCCUUUAGCUAAGAGUGUGGUUUAGGCCACACCAACUUUGUAGUUUGUCGGAUCACAAACCCAAGAACAGAGAUUUCUGCCUAUUUAGUCUGAUCCAA
Molecule: messenger RNA, 1414 nt
Organism: Musa acuminata AAA Group (dessert banana)
Lineage: Eukaryota; Viridiplantae; Streptophyta; Magnoliopsida; Zingiberales; Musaceae
Product: NDR1/HIN1-like protein 26
Exons: 1
Coding region: 100-726 (208 amino acids)
Biological process (GO): defense response to other organism
Cellular component (GO): plasma membrane; plasmodesma
Source: RefSeq, a predicted model, not a curated record